AUGUCGUCGACAUCUACGUUCGUUCCUCCCAGCGACCCUCCGAAAUACAUCGGCAUCGAUGUGGACAACACGUUCCACACCCACGAUGUCGCGAAUUUCACCAAAAACAAGCGCGCAUUCCGCAAGCUUCUGGAGAGCGGCUACCGUCCGCUAUUCGCCACAGGCCGCCCGCUCCACGUAGCCCAGUACGUGCUCGGCGAGCUGUCCACCGACGGGGUGUACAACGGUUACCCUGGUGUUUACCAAAAUGGCGCCACCGUGUACAACGAACGCGGCGAGCUUGUGAAGGAAGUGAAGUUCAGCGAAUCGUUUUUGCGCGACUUCUGCGCCAUGGUAAAAUCCCGAUCCCUUGAGCACAUCGUGGUCUUCCUGUCGGCCUCGGAGAUGUACGCACUGGUGGAGGAGUCGGCGUGCUGGCAGAAGAUGUGCGAAAUCUGGGAUCUGGACACCAAGCUGCACGUGGUCUCUGCUGAGGAUAUCUUGAAGUCCAACAUCGUGCAGAUUAUGGUGUCCAAGUACAAGGACAUCAGGGACCACAUCCCUGGCGUACCCGAUGUUGACUUCAUGGGCAAGAUCGGAACGUGCGGCCUCACUGACGUGAACCCGCCGCGCGUGAACAAGCUGGAGGGGCUCCGGGCGCUGCUGGGUCACGAGUUGGCCGAAAGCGGUAACUUCGCGUUCAUCGGCGACGGGUCUAACGACGUGGAAGCGCUGCAGGCUUCUCAGUGGUCGUUCGCCGUGGGUAACGCGUCAGACAGCGUGAAGGCCGCCGCCAAGAACGUGCUCGAGGAGACCAACGACCAGGCCGCAUUCGCCAAAAUGGCGCAGCUCCUAUACGGAAUCAACGUGGAGUAG
Molecule: messenger RNA, 855 nt
Organism: Babesia bigemina
Lineage: Eukaryota; Apicomplexa; Aconoidasida; Piroplasmida; Babesiidae
Product: HAD superfamily hydrolase, putative
Exons: 2
Coding region: 1-855 (284 amino acids)
Cellular component (GO): cytosol
Molecular function (GO): phosphatase activity; magnesium ion binding
Source: RefSeq, a predicted model, not a curated record